AUGGCCAUUUCCAAGAAUGGCUGGACUCUCAUUGCAGCUGUGGUGGUGAUAAUCUGUAUUUUGGAAACAGAAAAGGUGACUCAGAUCUUCAGCCUUCUUUCACCGGAGCCAAAUGAAGAUGACGAUGUUCUACUUCACACAAGACAAAAGAGAGAGGCCUCUUCAGAUCUGAACUCAGUGACAGAGUAUGAGGUGGAUGUGGAGCUUAAUGUUACAGACUUUGAGACAGUGGACAGACUUCGGACAUUACUACAGAGUGGCAACUUCUCCCUGACCCUGGGCCCCUCUCUCAACCUCACACACAUCGAAAUAACUACAGUGUGUUCCCAAAAUGGCUCGGAAUUCCAGUGCAGAUGUGAAGAUCAAUUUGUGUGGUCCUAUAACAGCUGUCUUACAUAUGGAGCUUGUGAUGAAAUGAUUAAUGACGCCUGCACAUGUAUAAAUAAAAUCCCCUCUGAUGGACUGUACUGUCAACCCAAACAAGACCCCCCUCAGACUAUAUUUGAAUAUGAAGUCAUAAUAGAGCUUGGAACUACGGACUUUGAUCAACUGAGAAACAGUCUACAAGCAAUCACUUUACCUGUUCAAAUCAAUUCACAAGUGAAGAUAUCUGAAAUUGACAUCACAACAGUGUGUACACCAAACAACAACAGUUACCAGUGCACAUGUGAGGAGCAGUACCGAUGGCCAUGUGACUUGUGUGUAUCCUAUGGGUCAUGUGACAGCAUCUCUAAUGACACCUGUGGAUGCAUCCAUGGUCUUCCUCCGGAUGGACAGCAGUGCCAGCCUCUUGACAGCAACUUCACAGUCUGUCCAUCAACUACAUCGGUGCCAACUACAGAUACAACACAGAUGAACACAACAUCACCUACAACAGUUUCCUCCACUGUAAUCACCACUCCUGCGUUUCUUCAUAGAUACAUCGUUUCUGUUGUGUUGAACACUACAGACUCAGCACUGAUAAAUCAGCUGAGGAACGUUUUGAGAAACAACUCUUACCCCAUCAGUGUCCACAACAACAUACGCAUCAACAGUGUUGAUAUUUCUACAGUGUGUACACCAAACAACAACAGUUACCAGUGCACAUGUGAGGAGCAGUACCGAUGGCCAUGUGACUUGUGUGUAUCCUAUGGGUCAUGUGACAGCAUCUCUAAUGACACCUGUGGAUGCAUCCAUGGUCUUCCUCCGGAUGGACAGCAGUGCCAGCCUCUUGACAGCAACUUCACAGUCUGUCCAUCAACUACAUCGGUGCCAACUACAGAUACAACACAGAUGAACACAACAUCACCUACAACUGUUUCCUCCACUGUGAUCACCACUCCUGCGUUUCUUCAUAGAUACAUCGUUUCUGUUGUGUUGAACACUACAGACUCAGCACUGAUAAAUCAGCUGAGGAACGUUUUGAGAAACAACUCUUACCCCAUCAGUGUCCACAACAACAUACGCAUCAACAGUGUUGAUAUUUCUACAGUGUGUACACCAAACAACAACAGUUACCAGUGCACAUGUGAGGAGCAGUACCGAUGGCCAUGUGACUUGUGUGUAUCCUAUGGGUCAUGUGACAGCAUCUCUAAUGACACCUGUGGAUGCAUCCAUGGUCUUCCUCCGGAUGGACAGCAGUGCCAGCCUCUUGACAGCAACUUCACAGUCUGUCCAUCAACUACAUCGGUGCCAACUACAGAUACAACACAGAUGAACACAACAUCACCUACAACAGUUUCCUCCACUGUAAUCACCACUCCUGCGUUUCUUCAUAGAUACAUCGUUUCUGUUGUGUUGAACACUACAGACUCAGCACUGAUAAAUCAGCUGAGGAACGUUUUGAGAAACAACUCUUACCCCAUCAGUGUCCACAACAACAUACGCAUCAACAGUGUUGAUAUUUCUACAGUGUGUACACCAAACAACAACAGUUACCAGUGCACAUGUGAGGAGCAGUACCGAUGGCCAUGUGACUUGUGUGUAUCCUAUGGGUCAUGUGACAGCAUCUCUAAUGACACCUGUGGAUGCAUCCAUGGUCUUCCUCCGGAUGGACAGCAGUGCCAGCCUCUUGACAGCAACUUCACAGUCUGUCCAUCAACUACAUCGGUGCCAACUACAGAUACAACACAGAUGAACACAACAUCACCUACAACAGUUUCCUCCACUGUAAUCACCACUCCUGCGUUUCUUCAUAGAUACAUCGUUUCUGUUGUGUUGAACACUACAGACUCAGCACUGAUAAAUCAGCUGAGGAACGUUUUGAGAAACAACUCUUACCCCAUCAGUGUCCACAACAACAUACGCAUCAACAGUGUUGAUAUUUCUACAGUGUGUACACCAAACAACAACAGUUACCAGUGCACAUGUGAGGAGCAGUACCGAUGGCCAUGUGACUUGUGUGUAUCCUAUGGGUCAUGUGACAGCAUCUCUAAUGACACCUGUGGAUGCAUCCAUGGUCUUCCUCCGGAUGGACAGCAGUGCCAGCCUCUUGACAGCAACUUCACAGUCUGUCCAUCAACUACUUCUGUGCCAUUCACACCUCUGCAAACUACAGUGACAUCAACUACUACCAUCGCCACUACUGCCCCGAAUACAACAACUCCUUUCCCUAAUACUACAACUCCUUUCCCCAAUACUACAACUCCUUUCCCCAAUACUACAACUCCUUUCCCCAAUACUACAACUCCUUUCCCCAAUACUACAACUCCUUUCCCUAAUACUACAACUCCUUUCCCCAAUACUACAACUCCUUUCCCCAAUACUACAACUCCUUUCCCCAAUACUACAACUCCUUUCCCCAAUACUACAACUCCUUUCCCCAAUACUACAACUCCUUUCCCCAAUACUACAACUCCUUUCCCCAAUACUACAACUCCUUUCCCCAAUACUACAGCUCCUUUCCCUAAUACUACAACUCCUUUCCCCAAUACUACAACUCCUUUCCUCAAUACCACAACUCCUUUCUCCAAUACUACAACUCUAUUGCCUAAUACUAUAGCUCCUUUCCUCAAUACUACAACUCUUUUGCCUAAUAAUACAACGACUUUCCCCAAUACUACAACUCCUUUCCCUAAUACUACAACUCCUUUCCCCAAUACUACAACUCCUUUCCCUAAUACUACAACUCCUUUCCUCAAUACUACAACUCUUUUCCCCAAUACUACAACUCUUUUGCCUAAUACUACAACUCCUUUCUCUAAUACUACAACUCCUUUCCCCAAUACUACAACUCCUUUCCCUGAUAGCACAACUCCUUUCCCCAAUACUACAACUCCUUUUCCCAAUACUACAACUCCUUUUCCCAAUACUACAACUCCUUUCCCUAAUACUACAACUCUUUUGCCUAAUACUACAACUCCUUUCCUCAAUACUACAACUCCUUUCCCCAAUACUACAACUCCUUUCCCCAAUACUACAACUCCUUUCCCUAAUACUACAUCUACAGUUCCCACUACUACAAGUACAGCUCCCAGUACUACAACUACUUUUCCAAAUACUACAUUUACAGCUCCCACUACUACAAGUACAGCUCCCAGUACUACAACUAUGUUUUCAAAUACUACAACUACAGAUCCCAACACUACAACUAUUUUUCCAAAUACUACCACUCCUACUUAUACUCCCACUCCUCCUAUUAAUACUACUGCAACCCAUAUUCCCACUACUACCACAAAUACUACAACUCCAAAUAUUAUCAAUACUACUACUCCCACCACAACUACACCUAUGCCCACUACUACAACUACAAUUACAACUACUACUAUUCCCACUACUAUAACUACUACAACUCCUACAACAACAAUAAAAACUACCACUACAACUACACCUACUACUAUUCCCACUACUAUGACUUCUACAAAUACAACUAUUACUACAGAAGUGACCCAUGAUCCGCCUUUCGAAACAACAACUACUCCUACAACAACUACUCCUACAACAAUUCCUCCUACAACAAUUCCUCCCACAACAAUUCCUCCCACAACAAUUCCUCCCACAACAAUUCCUCCCACAACAAUUCCUCCCACAACAAUUCCUCCCACAACAGUUCCUCCCACAACAAUUCCUCCCACAACAAUUCCUCCCACAACAAUUCCUCCUACAACAAUUCCUCCAACAGUUCCUCCCACAACAAUUCCUCCAACAACAACUCCUCCAAAAGGAAAGAAGCUAGAAAUGUCAAUAAAAUUAGAUAAACAAUAUCAACCCGAACUAGCUGACACAUCAAGUCAAGCCUUCAAAAAUCUUAGGAAUCAAGUUCAUCCUGUGCUGGACAAUGAAUACAAGAGCCUCAGAGGGUUCAGGGGAGUUAGUAUAAAUGCUUUCAAGCCCGGCAGUAUAGUAACAGAGUAUACUGUUGAGACCUCUCAGAUUAACAGUGACGAAGUGACUGCAGCAAAUGCAAAAAUACCUGAUGCCAUGAAGGGGGUUGCUCCCGUCAUUGGCUCUGUCACUGUUUCUUUUACAGCAUCUGAAUCACUUACUUUCCCCCAAUCCACCUACACUGGUAAAAGCAUGACACUGAAAUGUGGGCCCCCACCUUCGGACAUCGACCUGGGUGUGCUUGAUGGUGUGGAAUGGAAGUUUAAAGGUGUUACUUUGAGAGAUGGUCGUCGAUAUUCUAUAAGCAGAAACAAUUUAGAAUCAUCUCUCACUGUCAAUGAAGUGAUUCUGGCAGAUAAGGGAUCCUACGAGUGCACUUUGAAAGGCACAAAUCUGAACUACAUCCAAAAAGGAUCCGUAAAUAACAUCAAGCAAGCGCCCAAUAUACGAGUCAGUGGUGCAAUAAAUGCCAAAUGUGACGGUUCAUUUCUAAACCUAACAUGCUGUGUGCAGUCGAACUACAAAGUUACAUGGUAUUCGAGUGGCACUUCUUUAAAUGAUGUGGGAUCUUUAGAAACUGGAGAAUAUUGCAUAAAAAUUCCAAUAGAAAAAAAAUGUGAUAGCACUAAAAAUACAAUAUACAUUUGUCAGGAGAACACCCUCAAGGAAUACAAAAAAACAACAACAGUGACCCUGUUCCCAGAACCACCAGCGUGUGUUGAUAACAUAUAUGGGACUGGGAGAGUAGGAGACAUCUCUGUCAUCGGCUGUGACACAGGGCAGGAGGGCAGCAGGACAGCAGUGUGUGAGACUAGUGGGAGAUGGAGGCUUAUGGACGACACCUGCAUCGUGGAAGAAAUCAAAGAACUGUUGACUGAAUCAGAGGAUUUGAAUCCCGUUCUAGUGCCUGAUUUUGUAGAUAAACUGAAGGAGACUGUUGAAACAGAGAAAGAGGCCAUUACUGGAUCAUCAGCAACAAUCUCGGCCAUUGUUGAAAUUGUCGACACAGUUUCUAACGUCACAAAGACUGUUGAAAAAUCUGUCAUGAAGAAUGUCCUUGAGGUGGCGGACGAGCUCACCUCAGACAGUGCCGCUCCUGCGUGGAAGACCCUGAACACAAACAAGAGUAGUAACGCCAGCUCACAGUUCCUGGGUUCUCUGGAGCACCUGUCCGAAGGCCUACAGGGGGAGUUCUCUAUCAUAACCCAGCGCAUCAUGCUCAACAGAACCACAUUCAAUAACUCUUACUCCGCCCUCCUCAACUUCAGUGUUCAAGUGGACAUCCCCGACUCUCAGCUCGACAACGUCUCCAUAACAACCAUCGUCUUCUCUUCACUGAAUAACAUCAUGCCUGCACGAGAUGCAAGUUUUAAUGUCAGCCUUCUUACAACAACAAACUCCACUGAGAAUGACACAGAGCCAGUUGUUUUGGACAAUGUGAUCAAUGCAGACGUGGUGCUUAUUAAAGUCAAUCAAGAAAUCAAUAACGUUACACUGAGUUUUGAUAAAAGCAAUGACUCACUUCCCCUCAAUCCUCAAUGCGUGUUUUGGAAUUUCAGCCUUCUGGAUGGCCUCGGAGCAUGGGAUGACGAAGGAUGUACAUUUCUUUCAGACAUUAACAACACAGUAACAUGCAGGUGCAACCAUCUGACCUCCUUCUCCAUUCUCAUGUCCACAGACAUUCCUGAAUCCAUACGUGAACCUUUGAAAAUCAUUACGUACAUUGGCGUUGGCAUAUCGUUGGGCAGUCUGGUCAUUUGCCUUAUUAUUGAAGGGUAUGUCUGGAAAGCUGUCACCCGAACUAGCACUGCUUUUAUGCGACACGUCUCCAUCGUAAAUACCGCUCUUUCCUUGUUGAUUGCUGAUAUAUGUUUCAUCAUUGCCGCCUUUGUUGCAAAGAAACCUCCGGAAAAGGAGAAUGAGGACUAUGAAAUACCACUUGGACCGUGCAGCACCGCCACGUUUUUUAUGCACUUUUUCUACUUAGCACUUUUCUUCUGGAUGCUGGUGUUUGGAUUGUUGCUUUUUUACCGGAUGGUGAUGGUCUUCUCACACAUGUCCAAAUCCACCAUGUUGGCAGUGGGCUUUUGCGUCGGCUAUGGAGGACCGCUGAUCAUCGCUGUGGUUACUGUUGCCGCUACCGCCCCAGGGAAUGGGUACAUCCGGAGAUACAACACAUGCUGGCUCAAUUGGCAUGAGACUAAGGCCCUUCUAGCCUUGGUCAUACCUGCCUUAACUAUAGUGUUUAUUAACAUUAUAAUUCUGUUUGUGGUACUGUACAAGAUGCUGAGGAGUGGGGGUAUAGGAGAGGCAAAUGAAAGUGAUAGCCACACAAUUAAGGUGAUAGUGCGCUGUGUACUCAUUCUGACGCCCUUAUUUGGACUGACCUGGUCUUUAGGUGUAGGGACAAUGGUGGCGCCAAAAAAUGAAGGAAUCCACAUCGCAUUUGCGUUCUUCAAUUCUUUACAGGGUUUAUUUAUUUUAAUCUUUGGAACACUCUUUGAUUCCAAGAUCCGUGCCACCCUGUUAAGAAAAUCACCAGCAAUGGUAUCAUCUGGUUCUGGCUCCAAUCGAAGAAGCACCAGUUCCGGUGCCUUCAGUGCACUCCUCAGCAGACUCCCUGGCAGACGAGAUGUGUAUCACCUGUCACACGCAACCAGCAGCACCACUGACCCUGUGGAGGUCUAUUCCAACAUAUAAACUGCUUUUUUCUCACUGUGGGGUCUUAAAGGGGCACCAUGUAACUUUUUGGGGGAGGUCCGCAACCUGUUUGUUCCCAUGGAGAUUUUAUUGUUUUACCAGAAAUGUUCCACAGUAUUAGCCUGAUUCAUCAGCCAGUUUCACUUCGUAGAAACUGUCUGACGUUAGAAUUUGUUCACUCAACGGUAGGCGAGUACUUUUUUUAUUUGGUCGUGACAUAGGAAUCCCGUAGGAAGAAAGGCAAUAAUGUCUUUCCCCUUGAUAAAAUUCACUAAACAUUCUCUUUGUUCCAGCAUUAAAUCCUCGAUCUCAGGAAUCGUUGACAACACAGAAUGUAUGGCUCUUUGCUGAUUGGCUGGUGCCCGAACUUGCACUUCCAGGGUUUUUGUGAACCGUCUAGUGUAUUCUGAUU
Boleophthalmus pectinirostris (great blue-spotted mudskipper) is the source of this 7414-nucleotide messenger RNA. Its product is annotated as mucin-2-like. Gene Ontology annotation, biological process: G protein-coupled receptor signaling pathway; cell surface receptor signaling pathway. The record is from RefSeq and is a predicted model, not a curated record. Gene Ontology annotation, cellular component: membrane. Lineage: Eukaryota; Metazoa; Chordata; Actinopteri; Gobiiformes; Gobiidae. Gene Ontology annotation, molecular function: G protein-coupled receptor activity. The transcript is spliced from 38 exons. The coding region runs from base 1 to 7002 and encodes 2333 amino acids.